AUGGACCAAAGAGACCACAGCCCUGAGGACAAACCCGAAUCUCUCAACCACACCCAGGGACCUCCCACUACACAACCCACAGCAACUCCUGUCAGCCAGCUGCCAGAAGAUCCAUACCAAUCUCCUUCCCAGACACCGCUGGCCAAUGCUCCAGCAGAGUCCCCACUAAUCACACAUCCGGCAUCCAAUACAAGCCCUCCUGCAGUGAACCCAGAGUCUUGCCUUGGCUUGUAUCCCCAGCUUCCUCUCCCUGGACAGGGGAGAGUGGGAGGCAGGCUUGGAGUGUCUUUCUGCUUCUCUCGUAGGGGGCCCAGGCUUGAGCCCUCUGCGUCUGUCUUCUCAGACCUGGAAGAGGAGGAGAGAGAGAAGAGGGAACAAGUGAAAGAAAGGAUAAAGGAAAUAAUGGAAGAUAUUGACAGGGAAAUUGGGGAAGUAGAGGAGAGGAAACACAGUGAGAGUGAAAAGCUUAAGUCCAGGUCUGACAGCGUCGGACCAAGUGACAUCGAGCUAAUCCCCAGAGAGGCUGCCGGAGGAGAGGACAAAAUUGAAAAAAGAGACAAAGUGAAAGAACACUCUCCUGUUUCCACAGCAGCACCUGAUAAUCAGAACCAUUGCACACUAUUCUUGCCAUCACAGAACCAGGUGACCAUAUGGGGCAAAGCGCUAGCAGUGGCACAUGUGGACGCCAAUCAUACAGAUAGCGAGACAGAAAGAAAGAAAGAAAUAGAGGAGGUGAAGGAGGAGAGUCAGCAUAUGUGUGUGCUGGGGAAAGAUGGCUCUACAUGCCUGAGAUGGCCUGUCAGUUUGCUCAAGUUUACCAAGUCUCAGCCAUACAUCUGCUACAGCUGCAAACCACUCUGCCUGAACCUCCAACAAACAGAAAAACUCACAGAGGACUUGCAGGAGUCACCACAAAAUCAGUUGUGUGCUCUCUCAGGUGAAUCAAAUCUACGUGUGCCAGCUAUUCUUAUACCAGACACUCAUACCUGUUUACAAAGACAGACAAAACAAGAAGUGAGAGCACACAGACAAGAAAAAGCUGAGGAGAAUUUCAAGGCACAGCAACAUAUUGAUGUAGAGACAGAGGAACACCUGUUCCUAAAAAACAAAAACCUUUCAUCAUCAGAAACAAAAGCAGAAAGAAAAAGAUGCACAGUAAAUAUGAAGAAUUGUGUGAGGGCAGCCUCCCAUCCAUUUGACCCCGCUCGAAGUGACAGCUAUGAUACAAACUCCCAGAAUCCUCUGGGAAGCAGAUUAGGGGGUGCGAGAGGGAUCGGGGAGAGAGCCAUCACAACACUGAGCUGUAAAUCAGAGUCUGUCAUCCAGCCUGGCACACAGGGGAUGUGCAUCAGCCCAUCCAGGUGUGAGUAUGCCAGUGCUCCACAGCCGGACGUGGGUGUCUCAGAAGUGUCACGCAAAAAGAGAAGAGCCAGCACAAAGAAACACAAGCUGGGAAAGAGGAAGAGGGGAGAGAAGGAAAAAGCUUCAAACAAGCACCAAUCAGCAAGGCGUAAAGUGAGGAGUGUUGUCUCUACAGUCUCUACUGGCAGCGAGAGGAGAGCAGAAGCUGGAGGGAGCUGGGGGAAGGAGAGGAGACAAGGGGAGAUGGGGGAGAUGAGGAUGAAAAGGAGGAGGAGGGUGCAGAGAGCAGGGAGCAGCUGUCUCCUGGGGAGAUGUGAGGCUGAGCCAGUAUCUGUCUCUGUCAGGAAGAGGAGGCCUCACAGGAGCCACAGCACUGAAUCCCAGUCACAGGCAGACAGAGAGCAGGCAGAACACUGCAGUGCCUCCUCCCAGCUCACCAGACACACAGCAGACAGAGAUACCAAGGGGGAGGGAAGGCGAGACAGAGAUGCAGUGACUUUUCCCUGGCGGUCUCACUUCUCCUUACACUCCCUCUCACCAGGAUGUAACUCAAAGCUGUUUUGGGAAAGGGGUCACCAUAGCAACCCCAGGAGUUUCAUUGACUGCUGUUACCCUGACAACAGCUGUGGUUGCAGCCCGGCGAGAAAGAGAAAACUCCUCCACAGGGACAGGAAAUUCAUUCAUCGUAAGAGGAAGAGUUUGAGGCAUAGUGAAGUCUGGGAGGAGGCAGGGAGGAACAGGAAAAUGGGAGGGCGUUCAGGUUGCAGAGACAGGGGACUGAUUUCAGAUACAGAACAGUGGGAGUGGAUGAGAGGGAGCUGUCCCGGAGGGUGGAGAUCGAGGAACAGAGCAGUGGAGUGGGAUCAGGUGGCGAGGUUUAGCCCCAGUCCGAGCAGCUGGGGCAGGAGAAGCAGACAUCUUAGCACAGAAGAUGUGGACUGGGACAGGUGCAGUGUGGACAGAUGGACAUGGGGCAGCAGCGACAGCUGGGAAGACAGGAGGACCCACAGAUCAAUGUCAGGCUCCAGGACAGGGGCAGACAACAGAGACAGCCCAGGUUGUGUGUGGAAGUGUGCAGGCCCCAGACAGCCAAGCUCAAAACACUUCUCCAGCCCGGAGUGGUGGACAAGUAGGCAGACAUACAGCCCCCAGAGUGUGAGCAACACACGGGCCAGCAGAUGCCACAGCCCACGCUCCUGCAGCCCCUGCAGCAGCACCAGCAUGUCUGAGCUAAGCUGGGAGUGGAGCAGGAGCAGUACAUGCUCAGGAGUCACAGUGGAUGGAUUGACAGAUAACUCCUGCAGGACAUCCUCAGGAGCCCCAUCUGAGGUUCCUCAGGAGACAAAGAAGCAGAGCAACCCCACAUCCACUCCAUCUGGCUUUAACUCUAGCUCAUUCUCUCAUUCCUCGCCCCACAGAUCCACUUUUGCUCCCACAGUCCCAGGUCUAAACACACAACAUUGUGAUACAAGUCCUCCUCAGCUGAAGAAACCCAAUUCACAGUGCAAUGCGGGUCUUGGGCCCUCUGCCCCCGUCCUAACAAGCAGGUCAGGAGCAACUCCAGGACUAUCCCCCAGUAAAUCUGUGUCACAGAAAUCAGCCAGAACAUUGCUCUUCCCUCUCAUAGGGAAACUACCUGCAAUCCAGAAGAAAGCUAGGAGGAAAAAAGGGCUGCUGGAGAAGAGUCAGGAGAAGGAGGGAGAGGAUGAAGAGGAAGCUAAGGGCAGUGGAGUGGAUCCUGGUGCAUUUGUCAGCAGUCAAAAAUGUCCUCGGGAUAUGGCUGAGUCAAAUCCAAGCAGCACGCCAAAUAUCUGCCCAUCACAGAUUAGAACUGAUGACAAACAGACAGGUGGAGAGACAACUCCACCAAUCAGCUUUACUGCUGAAGAGAUGGACAAAUACCGCCUUCUCCAAGAGCAGGCGAGAGAGCACAUGCAGAAGGUCCUCGAACAGAUGCAAGAGGGUGCAGACACACACAUAGAGACAAGCUACACACACACAGCACAGGCAGACGCUUGUGGAACUUUGGAGGAACAAUACACACUUGCACAUUUGCACGAUCCUUCACAGCCUCAAACCCAGUCAGUUCACACAGACACGAUGCAAACACAAGCACAGCGCACCCUUGAGGUCAGUGUCCCACUUCCACAUGUGACCUCACGAGAGAAUUUUACUCAACCUGUGGCUCUGGGAGUCCCCAGUCUCCCUCCGCUUCCACCAUCUCCCCCUCUCUCCAGCCUCCAUCAUAUCAUUUUACAACACACAGCCUUCUCCAUGCCCUCAUCUUCCUCAUCCUCUUCCACCCCGUCGCCCUCUCCUGCCAUCCACCCGCACCCAGUGCAGAUCCCUCACCCUCUGCCCCCUCUCCACCCCUCCCUCCCCCAUCACCUCCAUCUCUCUCCCUUUUCCAUAUCCUCUCUGUUUCCAUCUAUCCUGCUGUCUCAUCAUCCCAUUCCACUCCUCCCCCAGUCCCCCGCUUUUCACGCGACUUCACUUGCUCCGCUCUCCCCAGUAGCAUUGCCACCCUUGAACCCUCAGCCUUUUAUGGACAGAGCAUGGCCGGUGAGGUUUCAACAGAAGGCGUUGUGAUUUUCACGGAGAGGCUGCCAUGUUUAUUAAUCUUCUUUGGCAACACAGACGAGUGAGAGAGGGGGAGGUGCAUUUUCGUUUUGGAUAAAAGCCUGUUAUUUGAAAUGGGGAUGUAUCAGCGCUUUUACUAGCAUCAACUCCAGCUCUUACUCACAUAUGCCCUCACACUCACACACGAAGGCACACUUACAGACAGUCCAACUAUUGACUGUUUUCAAAUAAAAUUUUGUUUCUCCAUCUAGCGUCUGCUGUGUUGUAGCAGACAGUGAGAAAACACACUUUGAUCCUUUGCUUUUCCCAUCAUUCCUCAUUCAGACCCAGAAUAAAAGGUAAGGUGCACCUGCUAUUCAAAGACAAGCUGGGCUUAUGUCAUCCUCUCUUUCCUUCUGAACCUCAGACAGACCAGCUGCCUUUUGAAGUAUCCUUCAUGCAAGGGACAGAGGGGCGAGAGAGAGAGUGAUAAUAUUCUCCCCUUAUCUCCAUUUCAUUCAGGUUAUCUGAGUUAAAGAGUGACUUUCAACAAACAUAAAUAACGUUCCAGGGACCAGGGGGCAUAGCACAGCCAUUUUAACCUUGGUGUAUACUGUAUUUGUGUGUUUGUGUGUGUGUAAGAUAGAAGUAAUUCUGGACUGACACACAUAUACCCAGUAGGAGGAACAACAACUAAUUUCCAUAUCUGACACAUGUAAAGACUAGUUUUUUCUCUAUAGUGUAAAUACUCGGACAAUGAGUGAUAAUAUUAGAAUCAUGUCAAACAGUAAAAUAAAUGAUGAAUUUAACCUUAACCAGUAGUACAAAGCUUAUUCCACAU
This is a messenger RNA of Scatophagus argus, 4762 nucleotides long. RefSeq names its product G patch domain-containing protein 8-like. Lineage: Eukaryota; Metazoa; Chordata; Actinopteri; Scatophagidae. Bases 1 to 3951 code for a protein of 1316 amino acids. The transcript has a single exon. Gene Ontology annotation, cellular component: nucleus. The record is from RefSeq and is a predicted model, not a curated record.